Molecule: messenger RNA, 5954 nt
Organism: Chelonia mydas (Green sea turtle)
Lineage: Eukaryota; Metazoa; Chordata; Testudines; Cheloniidae
Gene: REEP2
Product: receptor accessory protein 2
Exons: 8
Coding region: 255-1052 (265 amino acids)
Biological process (GO): endoplasmic reticulum tubular network organization
Cellular component (GO): endoplasmic reticulum tubular network; endoplasmic reticulum membrane; cytoplasmic microtubule
Molecular function (GO): taste receptor binding; microtubule binding
Source: RefSeq, a predicted model, not a curated record
AGAGCGCUGCGUGGUUGGCGGGUAGGUGGGACGCGCCGCGCCGCGCAGGAUUCGCACUGACGAGACGUUGCUCUUGGGCUGCUCUGGUCCCAGUUUCCCUCCGACGCGGCGAGGCCUACCCUUUAAGAGCCUGGGGUGGGGCCAUACUUGCUGCAGGAACCUGCCCUUUAAGGAACAUCCGAGCCUCCGAGGCCGAUCGGAGCCGGCUGCUGCGGACCCGCUGCUCUUCGACCGCGAGCCGGCCCGGCUCCGCCAUGGUUUCGUGGAUCAUCUCCCGGCUCGUGGUGCUAAUAUUUGGCACUUUAUACCCUGCAUAUUCCUCUUACAAGGCCGUGAAGACGAAAAACGUAAAAGAAUAUGUGAAGUGGAUGAUGUAUUGGAUUGUGUUUGCCUUCUUCACCACAGCAGAAACACUCACAGAUAUUGUUCUUUCCUGGUUUCCGUUUUAUUUUGAGUUGAAAAUCGCAUUUGUGAUUUGGCUGCUCUCUCCUUACACCAAGGGCUCCAGCGUCCUCUACAGGAAGUUUGUGCACCCAACGCUCUCCAAUAAAGAGAAGGAGAUUGAUGAGUAUAUUACUCAGGCCCGUGACAAGAGCUAUGAAACCAUGAUGCGAGUUGGCAAGAAAGGUUUAAACUUGGCUGCCAAUGCAGCAGUUACUGCAGCUGCAAAGGGUCAGGGAGUUCUGUCUGAGAAGCUGAGGAGUUUCAGCAUGCAGGACUUGACUCUGAUCCGGGAUGAAGAUACUGUGCAUCUACAGAGCUCCAAGCCACAGCUGCGCACCUCCACUAGUCGCCUUGAAACUAUUGAGGAUUCAGCUGCUUCCUGUUACUCCUCAGGAGAAGAGGCCAGUGUCUCUCAAAGGUCAAAUGGGGCCCAGUCUGAUUCUAGAACAGAACCUUCAGAUGAGGAUGCAGGAGACAAAACACCGAAACGCACCCAGAGCCUCAAAGCUCCUAAGAAAGUGACAAAAGCUGAGCCUCCACUAAAGAGUGUGAAAGCUCGCCCCAAGAAGAAAGCCGCAGGCUCCAUUGCUGCUGGGGAGUCAGCCUAAGGACACCCUCACCCAUCUGUCCCAGGAUUUGCCUGUCACUUUGAAGGGACACUUACCAAAGGAAGGGAGCGGAGAUACAUGUACAUAACAGCUACUUCUUUGUAGAGCUCAUUCCAAGGCGAGGGGGUGGCAGGGAUUCAGCAUGUGGAGUGGAGGAUGCACAUCCUCAGGAAUUAUUUAGUCUUCAUCUCUCUGUUGGAGAGAAUGUUGAUCUACCUGUACAUAGCCUGUUGCUUUGGGAUCCCCUCUCUGCAUAACCCUAAUAGGGAAACUCUGCUGGAAGAACUGAUUAUUAUUAUUCUUAACAUAGCGCAAUGUGCCUCAGGUGGCACGUGACCAGGAUUCACUACCAAAUUUGGUCUGCUGGUUAAUUAGGGUUAGAGCCAUCCCUUGUGCAGAGGCUGGAACAAAUAUUCAGGAUGGGGCCACUGAAGUUCCAUUUGGGGUGGAGAGCUCCUGAAAAUGUCUUACAUCAGCCUGGGCAUCCUCCUGAAGCUACUGAGGGGAAUUAUUGGUAGGAAGUGCCUGUAGCAAAGUGGCUGGUACGAGUUCCUUCGUAAUUCAAGCCCAUUCUCGUAGGGAAGGGGACUGAAGCAAUAUGUGGCUCAUGCUUUCCAGUUUCAUUCAUGAUUGACUUGUAGGACGAGUGGGAUUGUGUCUGGGUUCCAGCAUAUGCUGCAGAUGGACUCUCAAGAAGUGAGGAUGAACAGCUUUCUUUGCUUUUCAGGGAAAAGGAAGAGCAGGGAGGGAGCUGAGACUCCACAGUGGAUAGGAGGACAUGAGUGAGUGUGUGUGCAUGCUGGAGUAUAUACAAGUGUCUGCUGGAGAACUGACUACUUGGCACUCCUGGAGUUUAUGGUCCUGUCUCCAGAAUUGCUUGAAUUUUAUUUUGGAUUCCAUAGUCCAAUCCAAUUCCUGUAUGGAUGAUGUCAAAGGGUGUGUGUGUUAGGCAAUGCAGGGGCCAAUGAGCCUCUCCUGGCAGUGCUUUGGGUGGACUGUGAGGAUGUUACAUUCACAGCCAAUGGCUGAACUCCACAGCACCCCGAUACUAGUUACCCGAGAACUAAUCUGACAAAUUCUUUCAUUCUAACAGAUGACACUGGAAAACCUGGCUCAAUGCAGUCUGCAGACUUACUUGAAUAAGUGUGAGGUGGAACAAAGCUAGAGGCCCUUCUAUCCCAACUCAGAAGGCUCCAGGAGAGCCAAUCCACAGGGCGUGAGAGUUUACAAAUAACUAAAGUAUGAAAACUUCAUUAUCCUGAUACCAGGACUCCAUUCUUCAGUUGGGGGGAAAAAUACAGUAUUGGGAUUGAUCAAUCCUUCUGCUGCAUCUCACUCCAGCCCUUGAACAACUCUUCAUGUAUUUAACAAUGUGCCAAAUCCAUCAGUCUCCUGGAACCUGAGCAGCAUGUAAGAUUCAAGCCAGAAAUACAUUUGGAUAUGGGGUAUGUAAUGAGGGGGUUGGACAUCAGUAACACUCUCAUUUUUAAAAAAAAACAAAAAAACAAAAAACCUUUUAAGGUGAGUCAAUGCAAGCUAUACUGGACACCAAUAUGUUGAGAAUAGCUGAAGGGAUUCCCCCCUCCUCUGGGUGAGAAUACAUCCUAAUCUGUACCCAUCAGUAGAUCUUUCCUAACGUCUCUUGGUGGGGGGAUCCAGAAGAUGAGUAGGGCCCCUCAUAUCACUAUUAUCACUUGACUAAUGUCUUGGAGAUGAAUAUUUGGUGGCCUUGAUUUUUCACUGAGAUUAGCUGCCAAAGGAGCUUUCCUGCCUAUUAAAGACCAUUCUCUCUGUAACCCUAACCACUCUCCCUGUAUUUUAGGAGUAUGGAUUUCCCCCUAUUUCUGUAGCCUACUUUCUCACUUCUAAAACUAUGGCAAAGCUCUUAGCCUAAACGCCUAGUUGUUACGUUGUAGGCAGUGUAUAGGAACACCCCUGUAGCUUUCUUCAAUUGCUUAUAACUUUGUCAAGACUGCCACCUUUUGGGCUGAAAUUUUGCACGUUUGUUCUUGGCCUGAGCAUAAAUUUUAUGAAAAGCUCAUCUCUUUCAAAUACAAAGAGUGAAGGGAUAAAAUUUUUGCCAUUUAAAAAAAAAAAAAAAAACAAUCACCACCAAGCAUACUGACUAGUUCUAAUGUUUUGGUAGGCUGUGGAAGAAUCUUGUAAUUUGUCAGGGAUGCUAGCCCUGUGUAAUAGAUAAGGUGGUCUGGUAAAGUCCUCUUUGAUUUGGCUGAGGCAUUAAGAUUUACAAACUUACUUUGUGCAUGUGCAUUGUAUUUUUUUUUCUUAAUAAUUAUCUACCAAUGUUCCACUGCUACUGCACUUGCAUGUGUAUCUGUCUAAGUGGAAAUUCUCAUUCAGGAUACAAUCUCUUACCGUUUUGUGAUCUGGAACUGCAUAAGAAAGUGAAGAGGAACUUUUUAUUAUAUAGAAUGACAUGUGGCGGUGCAUUUGGAAAGAGACUUGACUGUGAAGGAGCCAUGUCCAAGUCUAUUCUAUAUUGGACAGGACAGGGCAAUUAUGCUGUAUAUAGUAAGUAGCUUUGCAUGAUCAAAUUUCAUCAGUUUUUUUGUUUUUUGUUUUUUAACCUAAAAAUCUCCAUAUCAAAUGCUGUGUUGAAAAACUGCAGGACUCAAGUCUGGGAAUACCAAGGGUAAGGCAGCCCAUAUUCUAUUUCCAACCUCCCAUUGUCCUCUUUAUGCAUAUUAAUUUCCAUACAAACUCUAAUUACAUGAUCCUCAUACUAUCACUUUCCACAAGACCUCUGCCUUGCUCACUCCAGAAGCUGGACAGUGUGAACUGAAGGAGGUAAGUUUAUCCAGUGAAUAAGGCAGAGGCUCCUUUCCUGUCUCUGUGGAGGAGUUGGCUGGUGUGCAGUGUAUGGGGAAAGGAACCACACACUGAACAAUUAUAAUAAAAAAUAAGCAUGAAAGAGCUGCUUCAUUCACUCUGCACGAUCCAUUCUGUAUGUUGAAAGGGGCAGUGGAUCUCUGGGAAAAUUGAUAUGUAAUCAUGCAAUUAAAUUCUGCAUUGUAAUCUGUGCACAGCCACAUUAGGGGCAGAGCUGAAUGCAUAGCCUUAACUGUCACUUUCUGACCCAUGAGUGCUUCACUCUUUAGCCUUAAAAUUCCUUUAUGAUAGCCUUUUGAAUAUGAAUUGCAUUAGUCUCUGUUAUCUAUCAAAUACUAUCUCCUUUCUGCAGCUGUCUUUCAUUUUUAUCCUUGAAGGUCAGGCUAGCAUCACUGUAAUUAUGUAUUGUAGAAAGUGCAGAGGGGGAUAGCAGCUAAGAUACUGUCACUGUUGAGAGUAAAAUUCACCCUUUUUCUGCUCUAUUGAUCCAGCUUGGGAAGCCCAAAUUGUGGGUAUCUAAAAAUCAGUGUCCUGGCUGGAUAGUUGCAAACAUGGGUUUGUAGACACUAGUGGGGCAUGGAGGGCAACUUUACUACUAGUGCAGAGAGAAGAUUAAUAGAGUGGUGGUGCCAGCUCCAUUGCCUGGAAUAGCAGAACCACACUGUCGUCGUCAACUCCUUCCACCAGUAGCCUCAUGCACUUUCCAUUCUCUGAAUGUGUCUGUGGGAGGUAGAAUUAGAAAUACUGUGUCAGAGGUGUACAUGCAACCCACUGGAGAAUGAAGCAGUGAGGCAACAUGGCCAUAUCCAUGCUAGGCAAAGGAUUUGUGACCUUUUGGGGAUCAAAAGUUACCUCCCCUUGCUCACUGACCCUCUGGUGAAUUGGUCAGCAAUUAAUCUUCUGCCUCUUUCUCUUUAUUGAACUCUUAGCACUACUCAGCAAUUAGUGCUGCUCCUGUUGUCUCUCGCUUGCUGCCGCCAACCUCUGCCCUUCCAAAGCAGGGCUUUUGGUUACUUUUAAGGGCUCCAGCCUCAGGGGCCUGGUCUCCUUCUGACUUACUGUGCUAGGUUAAUAGAAAACAAAGUUGAUAUUUAGCACUACACAAUCACUAAUCUCCAAGCUGUCAGCAAAGGUGGGUCAGUAUCCCUGUCCCCACUUUACAUGGAGGUUUAAUGACUUAGCUGAGGUCACAGUGUGAGACCAUGGUGGAGCCAGAAAUAGAACCCAGGUCUCUUGAACUCCACAUCUUGUUCCCUAUCUCCUGGGCCAGGAGGCAGCAGAACAUGACUCUUAUUCUUAGCAAGAAUAAAACCUCAGCAUGACCUAUGUGCCCUGCUGUCAGCUUCCAAAGUGAGCACCAGAGGGAGGUGAGGCCUGAUCUUCAUAUGGGAUGUAAAGGCUUUGACCAGGUAGAUCAAAAUCUAAUUAAACACCCAUGUGAUAGUUUACAAUCAGUUCCCAGCCACGGUUUUAAGUAUGGAUGGGUAGCAGUGUGUAUAACCUCUUUCCCUUAAUGAAAGCUUUCCACUUGCUGCUUCAGUAACAUGCUUCCUAGCUGCUGUGCCUACAACACCAUUAUGUGGCAGAAAAUGCUGAGACUGCCCCACAUUCAGUGGUUUUCUCAGGGCUCAGAAUGUUGCAGGUGAAUUGUUAUAUGUUAGGUUCUGCUGCAAAGUAAAGACUUAUUGCACCCAGUAACAACCCUACACCCAGUUACUUAUAUGCCUAAAUGCAGAGAUGUAAGUGGUAUGAUAGGAGAAGAAAUGACUCUCAGGUGUUCCUUACUCAUAAGAUGAGUAAGCUAUAGCACAUUAGGUUCAUGAAAUCUGCACUGGAGGCAGCUUCACUUGUGGCUCCUACUCACAAAAAGGGAAUUGCCAUAUUUCCACCACAAGAGCCCAUGUCAUGCUACUGGAGAAGGAAACCUUGAGCCAUGUUUUCUUUUCCUUAUGAAACAUGGUGAUCUUGCAUCCUGCUGCGUAAGAAGGGAAAGUUGUACCAUUCCAACUGCCAUGCUUUGUCCCUGCUCCCAUACCAUGUUCUGCUGCAGCC